Molecule: messenger RNA, 1893 nt
Organism: Rana temporaria (common frog)
Lineage: Eukaryota; Metazoa; Chordata; Amphibia; Anura; Ranidae
Exons: 3
Coding region: 279-1457 (392 amino acids)
Source: RefSeq, a predicted model, not a curated record
AUCAGUGGGAAGACAAGAGCCUGCAGAGGGCAAUGAUUGCAUGCUGCAUGUGUUAACUAGCAGGUUACAUUGGCUUUCCAUUUAGUGCUGUGCUACAAUUUUAUCUUCCAAAGCAACAAGCUACAGUUACUUACAAGCUACAAUUAGAAAUGUCUUCUUUAGGUGCCUAGCUGUACCCAAAACAAGUCCUUUCAGAACCCCGUGUGCAGCUGGAAAAAAUACCAUUUGGCUGGGAUAGUAAACUCUUACAUCCCCCAUUAUCCCUUAGAGGAGGAACUAUGGAUCCUGGACAUCACACUGCAUUCCUACUGGCUAUUCUCAUCUGCAUCCUCCUGCUUCUCCUGGCUGUGUCUUCCCUGCUGAUGUGCUACUGGAGGAGGAAUGGCUUCAAAAUGACAAAUCGAACCUCAUCCAUGAGAUUCGGAAGACUGGCGAGAGAUCAAGCAACAUCUAUGACCAGUUUUACUUUGAAUGUAAUCAACCCGAAACUUCACCUGCAGAACGAUCCUAAAGAGUCCCAGGCAUUUUCAUUGCCGAUUACUGUGGAUCAAAGUAGCCAAAAAAGCACAAGUGUGACUUCUCACCUUUCUCGGGACAGUCAUAUAAUGAGCAUCGGUGAUGAAGAGGAAGGAUUACGCACUUCAAUCGUUGACAAACCUGUACAAAAAAAAAGUAGGGCCUCUGAACAUUUUUCAACACUACAGCGUAUGUUGUCUGGGGCUUCUAUCUUUGGCGGAGUAUUAGAGAAAAGUUCAAUGUUCAGUCUCAAGGCCAAGAGACGUAGCUCUUCCCUGAAAAGUGGAGUAGAUGUAGAUAUCUCCAUGAUUCCCCUGGAGUCUCCAGUGCGUGUGUCCUCCAAUGGUGACCAGUUCCAUGCCGCAGGUUCCCAGAGAGACCUCAGUCGAAGUAGUACUGUACUAUGUGAAAAUUCCAGUGAGCAGCAGUUCACUUGGGACACUGCUGGCUUGUCUGUUCUAAGCAGACACUCAAGGAAAAAAGAAUCCUUUUCACUUCCCAACACUUUAGAAAGAAAAACUGAAGAAGAUUCUAGCAAACAGAACACCCAACUAGGAAAAACUGAUUUCUUGCAGCCAAAAGCCUGGUUUAUAUUUAUAGGAAACAGGCCUGUCUCGGAAGGAGCCCAGCUUGAAAAUGAGCUUAAUAAUGUAACAAGCUUAGACUCUGGGGUUGACGUUAUAGAGCCAGUGGUGAGAGAUGGAUUUGGUGGCUUUAAAAGUGCACAGAUGCCAAUCUCUACCCAAGAUGCUCAAUGCCAUAUACCAAGUAGAAGAUCAAAUGAAAAUCCAGAAGAAAUUAAUGGAGAUGAAGAAAAGCAAGAAGAGUGCCUGGAAUUGCACAUCACGCACCAGGAAGCCGCUAGAAACCUAAAUCCCCGACAUUACAGUAGAAGUUUGUGGGAGAAAAGAGAAGAACGUCCAUUGAUUGGAGCUAAUUAGCAAUGGGGCAAGUUUAGACUUCUCUAAAACUGUAGUUUGCUUGUAAGUACAAAAAUAGUUUCUGCUGUAUCAAAUAUAUCUAAAGACAAAUCUUUAACUUUUUUUUUUUUUCCCCAACAUUUGACCAAUAGAAGACAAAGCAAUUUCCUUUACUUUCUGUUCCAGUGACAAUGGUCACCAGUGGAAAUGAAGAACAUGUAACACCUUCUGCUGUUAACUUUGAGGCUGAUGGGUCAUUUUAUGGCUUGAUAAAUACUUGACUGACCUUGGCAGCCUUUCUUAACCAGGGUUCAAUAAAAUCAUAAUGUUCCAGAGACCACCCAAAAAAUGUUUACGAUUACUUUCUGUUCCAGUGACAUUGGUCACCAGAGGAAAUAGAGCGGAUUAAACGCCUGACUGGGUUGCUAACCCUACCUUGCGCUACAAAAAAAAAAAA